AUGAAUCUCCGGAGAUCUACCCGUAUAAGAGGUCCGCCAAAGGAUCUAUUUGAGGGAGAUUUCAUUGGGAACCACCUCCAUUCAUCUUCAAUUUUUGUUGGUGGGUAUAUGCCUCGGUCAACUUCAAAAGAUAACCACAAGGAACAAGAUGCAAAUAAAGUUGCAUCAGGAGCUUCUACUUCAUCUUCUACAAAGAGAAAUUCAAAUGAUUCAAACCUAAUUGAACACCAAGAUGAAGUGUUAAUGGCCGAGGCAACAAACUUGGCUACCUCCCCAAAUGCAAAUUUGGAUUUCCUGUCCAAGCUGGUUCCAUCAGGGGAGGUUCUAGCUUUUGGCGAGGAUAACUUUGUUCAGUUUGAGGAGACUGGAGUCAGGGAAGCCCGAAAUGCUGCAUUUGUUCUGGUUGCAGGGGGGCUCGGGGAACGGCUUGGGUACAAUGGAAUAAAGGUGGCUCUUCCUUCAGAAUCUACGACUGGAACAUGCUUCAUACAGCACUACAUUGAGUCCAUUCUAGCUCUACAAGAUGCUAGCUGUAGAUUUGUGCAAGGUGAAUGCCGAAGAGAGAUUCCUUUUGUUAUAAUGACAUCAGAUGAUACACAUUCACGUACUUUAGAGCUGUUAGAAUCAAAUGAUUAUUUCGGAAUGAAGCCUACACAAGUAACACUUUUGAAGCAGGAAAAAGUUGCUUGCUUAGGUGAUAAUGAUGCCAGGCUUGCUAUGGACCCACUUAAUAAAUACAGAAUUCAGACAAAACCUCAUGGCCAUGGUGAUGUUCAUUCACUUCUUUAUUCAAGUGGCCUUCUAAAAGUAUGGCAUGUUGCUGGUUUAAGAUGGGUUCUGUUUUUCCAAGAUACAAAUGGACUUCUGUUCAAGGCCAUUCCAGCAUCAUUGGGCGUUAGCGCAACCAAGCAAUACCAAGUGAAUUCUCUUGCUGUCCUUCGCAAAGCUAAAGAAGCCAUUGGAGGCAUAGCCAAGCUUAUCCAUGCAGAUGGAAGGACGAUGGUGAUUAAUGUGGAAUACAAUCAGCUUGAUCCUCUGCUUAGAGCAACUGGACAUCCUGAUGGGGAUGCCAAUUGUGAAACAGGCUAUUCUCCUUUUCCUGGAAACAUAAAUCAAUUGGUUUUUGAACUUGGCCCUUACAUUGAGGAGCUUACAAAAACUGGAGGUGCUAUAAAGGAGUUUGUAAACCCCAAAUACAAAGAUUCUAGCAAAACUGCAUUUAAAUCUUCUACUCGGCUAGAGUGUAUGAUGCAAGAUUAUCCCAAAACAUUGCCUCCAUCAGCAAGGGUUGGAUUUACAGUGCUGGAUACAUGGCUUGCUUAUGCUCCCGUGAAGAACAACCCUGAAGAUGCUGCUAAGGUACCCAAGGGAAAUCCAUAUCACAGCGCUACUUCUGGAGAAAUGGCUAUUUAUAGGGCGAACAGCCUCAUUUUAAGAAAGGCUGGUGUUAAGGUCGAUGAUCCAGUAAAACAGGUGUUCAAUGGACAGGAGGUUGAAGUAUGGCCCCGUAUCACAUGGAAGCCCAAAUGGGCAAUUACUUUCACAGAAGUUAAAAGCAAAGUGAGCGGAAGCUGUUCCGUAUCUCAGAAAUCUACCAUGGUGAUCAAGGGUCGUAAUGUCUUAGUUGAAGAUCUCUCCUUGGAUGGAACUCUUGUCAUUGAUGCUGUUGAAGGUGCAGAUGUAAAAGUUGGAGGUUCGGUGCAAAACAAGGGUUGGAUCAUGGAAAUUGUCGAUUACAAAGAUGCUUCAGCACCAGAGGAUGUGAGGAUCAGAGGUUUCAAAAUAAACAAGGUUGAACAGUUGGAAAAGACUUACAAUGAGCCUGGAAAGUUCUCCUUAAAGUUCUGA
Messenger RNA from Ilex paraguariensis (yerba mate), 1848 nucleotides. The record is from the annotation of a GenBank genome assembly. NCBI's taxonomy places the organism in Eukaryota, Viridiplantae, Streptophyta, Magnoliopsida, Aquifoliales, Aquifoliaceae.